Messenger RNA from Linum trigynum, 837 nucleotides. The record is from the annotation of a GenBank genome assembly. NCBI's taxonomy places the organism in Eukaryota, Viridiplantae, Streptophyta, Magnoliopsida, Malpighiales, Linaceae.
AUGGCUUCCUUCUCCUGGGCCUCUGCUCUCAGGAUUACUGUCCUCCUCCUUCUCCUCGCCGCUGUGGUUGUCGCCUGCUUCACUCUCCCUGUUGAAAAGAUACUGAAGGACUUCUUGUUAUGGGUUGAACAUGAUCUUGGGGCUUGGGGUCCCCUUGUGCUUGCUGUGGCAUAUAUACCUUUGACGAUCUUGGCAGUUCCUGCAUCAGUGCUCACUCUUGGAGGCGGAUAUCUUUUUGGUUUGCCUAUUGGCUUUGUUGCCGAUUCUAUUGGUGCUACGAUUGGUGCGUGUGCUGCAUUUCUUCUCGGUAGAACUCUUGGUAGAUCUAUGGUUGUUGCCAAGUUAAAGGACUAUCCACAGUUCAGAUCAGUUGCAAUUGCUAUUGAAAGAUCUGGGUUCAAGAUUGUUCUGUUGCUUCGGCUAGUUCCGUUGCUCCCUUUUAACAUGUUGAAUUAUCUGCUUUCGGUUACUCCUGUUUCUUUUAUGGAGUACAUGCUGGCUUCCUGGUUAGGAAUGAUGCCAAUAACACUUGCAUUAGUCUACGUUGGAACAACUCUCAAGGAUCUUUCUGAUGUAACGCAUGGUUGGAGUGAAUUCUCGCCAACUCGUUGGGUGAUGAUCGUCGUAAGCCUAGUUGUUUCCGUGGUUCUAAUAUUCACAGUAACCAAAGUCGCCAAGUCCGCGCUGGACAAAGCUUUGGCUGAAUGUGAUGAAAUAGAUGGGUCAUUGGCCUCGCCGGAGUUGCCAGUGUCAGUAGAUCCUUCAAGUGAUCUGAACCAGCCUCUGUUAAUCAAGAUAGACAGUGAAGAUUACAUCGAGAACAAACGAAACCAGUGA